Messenger RNA from Cokeromyces recurvatus, 1088 nucleotides. Its product is annotated as nucleoside phosphorylase domain-containing protein. The coding region runs from base 64 to 1014 and encodes 316 amino acids. Gene Ontology annotation, cellular component: cytosol. Gene Ontology annotation, biological process: uridine catabolic process. The transcript is spliced from 2 exons. Lineage: Eukaryota; Fungi; Mucoromycota; Mucoromycetes; Mucorales; Mucoraceae. Gene Ontology annotation, molecular function: uridine phosphorylase activity. The record is from RefSeq and is a predicted model, not a curated record.
CCUUUAUUUUAUUUCAUUUCAUUUUAUUUUAUUUUAUUUUUGUAUAUUAUUAGAAAGGAAAGGAUGAAAGAAAGUAUCUCGAACGCAAAUUUCCCAAGAGAUGAAGAGGAUAGGGUAUAUCAUAUCAGUGUUAAAGUGGGAGAAGUAGCAAAUCGAGUUAUUACAGUAGGUGAUCAUGUUAGAGCAAGAAGAAUUGCAAAACUAUUGGAUUCUGAAGAAGAGUGUGGACAUCCUAUUUUCGAGAAACAAAGUCAAAGAGGAUUUUUGACAAUUACAGGAAGAUAUAAAGGUGUUCCUGUUACUAUUAUGGCCAUUGGUAUGGGCAACCCUAUGAUGGAUUUUUUUGUUCGUGAAACUCGUGCAAGUGUAGAAGGUGAAUUAGCUAUUAUUAGAUUUGGCUCAUGUGGUUCUAUCACACAUUUAGCACCACCUGGUGCUGUCAUUGUACCUAGUGCAGGUUAUUGUAUUCGACGUAAUAUUGACUAUUUUGCUGAUGAGCCCCUUUAUCCUGAAUUAAAAGACAAACCUUAUCUCUUUUCCGGUCAUUUUAAGGCAGAUGAAAAGAUGGUAGAGAUUUUAUCGAAUACACUGAAAUCGGCUAUUGGCGUCAUUGAAAGUGAAUCAGAGUAUGUAGGUCCUGUCUUGACAGGUGGUUUGAACGUGGAUGGUUGUUCUUUCUAUUCCUCUCAGGGACGCUUUGAUCCUACCUUUUGGGAUGAUAAUCAAGAUCUUUUAAAGGAAGUCGCUCUCAAGUUCCCAAAGACACAUUCUAUUGAAAUGGAAACAUCCAUGUUAUUUCAUUUAGCUCAUUGCGCUAAAGAUCCAAAGAAACCCAUUAAAGCAGCAGGAUGUAUGCAAGUCUUUGCUGACCGACUUGCUAAUGGUUUUAUUCAGCCUGAGGUCGUUGCUUUAUUAGAACCUGUGGUGGGUAAAGCAUGUUUAGAUGCCCUCAUUCAAAUUGACAUUGAAAAUGAAAUGUCUCCUGAAGGCACUGUUUGGGAAUGUAAAAAAUAAAAAUGAGAAAAUGAAAUAAAUAAAUAAAAUGAUUGUCGUAGUCAAACAACAAUGAUUACGUAAUAAUAAUACUG